This is a messenger RNA of Hydra vulgaris (swiftwater hydra), 883 nucleotides long. RefSeq lists its product as uncharacterized. The record is from RefSeq and is a predicted model, not a curated record. Gene Ontology annotation, biological process: chromatin remodeling. Gene Ontology annotation, cellular component: Ino80 complex; nucleus. NCBI's taxonomy places the organism in Eukaryota, Metazoa, Cnidaria, Hydrozoa, Anthoathecata, Hydridae.
UAAAAGUAUAAUCAUUUUUAAAUAAACAAAUAGUUUUAAAAAAAUGAUAGACUGUACUAAUACUGAUAUGGUUUCAUGCUUUGAUGACAAAAAAAUUGUGAAAGAUUUAAAAGUUCCAGACAAUGAGAAUAAUAAUGAUCUGGAUGAAACUAAAAUAAAUUAUAAAGAGAAAUAUAGGAGCUUAAAAAGAAAGUUAAGCUGUCUUUUAUAUGAACAAGAAUGUUUUCAUGAAGAACUUCAAAAAGUACAAAAGAAAUGUCUUCGAGCAUCUAGAGACAAAAGUUUUCUUUUGGAUCGUCUUCUUCAAUUUGAAAAACCAUCAUUUUCUUCAUCAGAUGAUGAAAACACUGAUUCAUCCUCCAAUGAAAAGGAAGAAAAAGUUAUUGAAAAAAAAGAAAUUAACAAAACAAAAAAGAAAAAGAAAAUCUCAACUCAAAAGAAUAUUCAAUUAAAUCACAACACCAAUAUUCAAUCAAACUCUUCAGAGAAAUCAAAUAAAUUCUCAGAAAAAUCAAAUAACAAAACAAACUUAGCAAAAAACAAAUUAUCUAAAAAUGUUUCAGUUAGUGAUAUGGAGAAAGUGCGAUGCACUCAUACAGAUAAUGGCAAACAGUGCACAAAACUAGUCAGCACAAAAAUAAAGUCAGGAAUCUGUUUUAUUCACAGGCAACAAAUGACUGAUAAUAGUUCUUCGCUAAAAAAGUCAUCUGUGAAACGCGUUUACCCUCCAACCGGGGGUAAAGACAUAGGCCAAAUCAGAGAGGCAAUGGAAGCUAGCUCGCGUAUUGAUACUUCUACGGAAGAUGAAGAUGAUGAACUAGUUAUAGAUUUGCCAUAGAAAUUCGUACAGUUUAAUAUUUAACUAUUAAAUUCAGUUAAACAA